Messenger RNA from Pyricularia grisea, 1500 nucleotides. RefSeq lists its product as uncharacterized. The transcript has a single exon. The coding region runs from base 1 to 1500 and encodes 499 amino acids. The record is from RefSeq and is a predicted model, not a curated record. NCBI's taxonomy places the organism in Eukaryota, Fungi, Ascomycota, Sordariomycetes, Magnaporthales, Pyriculariaceae.
AUGUCAUCACACUCUUCACCCUCACCACCAGCGCCGUCUCAAAACCCUGUGAACCAGGGAGACAGUAAGUUCCCGAAGGGCUACUGCCGUUAUCUCCUUACCGAUGAGGGACUUAAAGGGCAGCGGUGCGGAUGUGCUCGCUUUGCACACAGAAACAACAUCCCUGGUGCAAUAUGCAUAUGCGGUCAUCAGUCAUGCUUUCACACCAACGAACCCUACGUGCCCGAGCUGGACCACUUGAAAAAUGAAUUCAGACUUCUGAAGCUCGAGUUCGAGAAAAACGGCAAGGAGCAAGUUGCCAUGAGGAACAGAGAUCGCAAUGACUGCAUCCCUCGGCUCGGAAGUCUAGAGGAACUUGUCGAGAGGAGCAUGGGUGAAGUCAGGUCUGAGCUUCUGAAUGCCUGGUCAAAUAUCAGUCAAAGCUGGAACAGCAUCCGGGAGCUCGAGAGGAAAUUACAACAGCAGAACGAACGUCUUACCGACCUUUUGUCUACGGACCAGAGGCGUACUGGGGAUGUCGAUGUGUUGAGGGCCGAUGUCAAGAGGCUUGAGGACCGCGUGAAGGAACUUCAUGAUGCCGAUAUUGCUCUAGAGGAAAGGGUCGAAGCGCUCGAGACUGCCGAGGACUUGGAAGAGUCCGCAACACCAUUGAGACCACGACGCUCUUCAAUAAUCGAGCUAAACCCGCGCAACUCGGCUCCGGACGUCACUGCCUUCAACUCACCUGUCAGGAGCACACCGGCUAUCAGACCACGUAAUCUUCUACCACUGGCCCCUGAAGGAGCUACAACGUGGACAACGCAUAUAUCUCUGCUCCCGGAUAAGACAACACCGUUCCCUUUUGAGAAGGACACCAAAGCAUAUCAACGUUGUCUAUCACGAGGCUUGCACCAGACUGUUGUGGUAAAUGGGUUCAGUGCCGAAGCUUUCAGCUCGGCCGUGACCAAUGCAUUUGCUAGCCUUCUCAAAGGUCGCCAGUGGAUGCCCCUAGAGGCACAGUUGUGUAAUGCCAAGACCCUGCAAGGCCUUCCGAUGCUGCGCCAGCUCUCUGAUUCGCUGGUGCAUGGGAAGUACGACUACCAGUUCCUCCGCAGGUACUGUGGUGUUUGCGACCCGAACGGAAGAAUCGAGUCGCUGUAUAUCGCAAUGAGAUUUGACACCCUGUCAUGGCAUGCGUUGCGUCAGGCACCCGUUUAUAAGGAGAGACUCGAGGCUUGCUGGGAGUACGAUCACCAACUCGACCACGACAGCGCCCUCCUGGAUGACGAUGACUUUGGGGGAAACAACAGACCAUCGGCGGGGGACUUACUACCGCCGACGGUCGCGAGCAGUCUCAAGCGCACUGCGGCGGAGAUCUCGAGGUCUAACAGCUUUGGGUCGUCAACGCCUGCGGCUGGAUCUGUUACAAUCACAUCCGAGGGUGAGGGACAGUCCCGACCCAAAUCGCAGCGGGUUGCUCCUAACAUGGUUGAGGCCCGAAGACGCGCCGAGAGAGUUUGA